AUGGUUAAAACAAUGACAAACGAAUAUGAUAGUUUUAAAAAUGAAGAUUCUUCAUCAAAAGUUCCAGAAAAAGGUAAAACGGUAAUUAUUCAAUAUGAUCCACCAAAAGUUGUUGUUGUACGUCGUUAUACAAGAACUGUUAUUCAUUCUGUUGAUCCUGAUGAAUAUAAUAAACAAUUUGAUUCUGUUUUACUUGAUACAGAAACAUUACUUGAAUGGACUCGACGUCUUAAUAUUCAAGAAAAUAUGAUUACUCCACCAUCAUUUAAACAAACAAUUCAAUAA
Messenger RNA from Rotaria sordida, 285 nucleotides. NCBI's taxonomy places the organism in Eukaryota, Metazoa, Rotifera, Eurotatoria, Philodinida, Philodinidae. The record is from the annotation of a GenBank genome assembly.